Pantherophis guttatus is the source of this 2000-nucleotide messenger RNA. Its product is annotated as cytochrome P450 2J4-like. The record is from RefSeq and is a predicted model, not a curated record. Lineage: Eukaryota; Metazoa; Chordata; Lepidosauria; Squamata; Colubridae. Gene Ontology annotation, biological process: xenobiotic metabolic process. Gene Ontology annotation, molecular function: iron ion binding; oxidoreductase activity, acting on paired donors, with incorporation or reduction of molecular oxygen, reduced flavin or flavoprotein as one donor, and incorporation of one atom of oxygen; heme binding. Gene Ontology annotation, cellular component: cytoplasm; intracellular membrane-bounded organelle.
AGUCCUCCUCUCUCAGGAAGACAAAAUCUACUGGGGAAAAGAGAUCCAGCUUAGCCAGCUUGAGGUAGACCAAGAGUGAUUUAAAAAAAAAGGCAAAAAAAAAAAAAUAUGGAGGAAGUUGGAAAAUGGUUGCUUGCUUUGUUCCUGACUGCAGUAAUGUUGUAUUUCCUGAAACAACUGUGGUCCCGCAGAAAUUAUCCUCCUGGGCCCUUUCCACUUCCUUUCAUUGGAGUCGCAUGGCAGACGGGAAUCCGAGUAACUCCGACACUCUUAAUCAAGCUGGCUAAGCGAUAUGGAAACAUCUACACAAUAUGGUCGGGGCACAUGGCGAUAGUAGUCUUCUCUGGAUUUCAGGCAGUCAAAGAAGCCCUCAUUCAAACGGAAGACUUUGCUGAGCGACAGAUGACUCCUUUUUUUAAAGAGGCCUUUAAAAACAAGGGUAUUAUAUUUUCAAAUGGUCCAAACUGGAAGCAACAAAGACGGUUUGGAUUAAUUACGAUGCGAAAACUUGGACUCGGGAAGAAAGGCAUGGAGAAUCGAAUAGAAGAGGAGGCUCAUCGCUUGGUUAAAAUCUUUGCGCGUGCAAAAGAACAGCCACUGGAUCCUUCGUUGCCUGUCACUACUGCAAUCUCCAAUUUGAUAUGCAUUAUGGUUUUUGGGUAUAGAUUUUCUGCCAAAGAUGAAAAAUUCCAGAAAAUGUUAAGAAACUUGAAUUACUAUAUGAAAUUUGGAGGCAGCUUUGUUUACCUGCUGUAUGAGUUGUUUCCACGAGUGAUGAAAUACCUUCCAGGAUAUCAUCAGAGAGUGUUCCGUGCUUUAAAUGAGGUCACCUUGUUUGCCAAAGAAGAGGUAGAGAAGCACAGGGAACUCCAAUCACUGCACGACCCACAAGACUUCAUUGAUUACUACCUUCUUCAGAUGGAGAAAACCAAAGGAGACCCUGAGUCUGCUUAUGAUGAAGAGAACCUAGCUCAGUGCAUUGUUGAUUUUUUUAUCGCAGGCACAGAAACCACGGCCACCACCUUACAAUGGGCACUGCUACUCAUGGUGGCUUACCCGGAGAUCCAAGAGAAAGUCCGCAAGGAAAUAGAAGAUACGUUGGAUCCCACCCAUUCAAUCUGCUAUCAAGAUCGGGUGAAACUCCCAUAUACCUAUGCUGUGAUUCAUGAGGUUAUGCGUUUGAAAUAUGUGUUAAUUGCUGGCGUCCCCAGGCAAAGUGCCAAAGACGUGAAUCUCUAUGGAUAUCACAUUCCAAAGGGGACUUUGGUUGUUACAGAUCUGAAUUCAGUCCUUUAUGAUCCCAAGAGAUGGGAGACUCCUGAAAAAUUCAACCCACACCAUUUUUUGGACAAGGAUGGGCAUUUUAUAUCAAGGGAAGAUUUUUUGGCAUUUGGAGCAGGGCCUCGAGUGUGCCUGGGUGAGCAAAUGGCCAGGAUGGAGCUCUUCCUUUUCGUGACCAUCCUGCUGAGGUCCUUUAAGUUUCAGCUACCGGAAGGAGUCAAAGAACUCAGUCUAGAGCCCGUUGUGGGAUUAUCGCUGCACCCUCAUCCUUACAAACUUUGUGCUAUUCCUCACUGUCGGACUCCGUAAAAUCGAGAUGACUGCUGUAAAACUUGCUUGUUGGUUUUUACCUUUAGACCGAAAUUCUACCCUGAGCACAUUGCUUGGAUUUUUGCUCGUCCUAGAGGUUUCUUAGAAGGUUAAGAAAUAUUGCUAUUUCUUACCAUUUCUUUUUAUUUCCAUGCUGUUCUUUCUCUUGAAAGCGAUGAGAGUGGCAUACAAACCAUGGUACUACAAUCUGCUGUAAAAACCAUUACAGUUAAACUGUAACUAUAUUAGUGCAAAACUGUACAGGACAAACAAAACAAGGAAUCGAACAAUGGAAUUUCUGUGAUUUAGUAAACGGGCCAUUGGUCCUACUACUGGGCCAUUGUUGCUCUGCUAGUGCACAGGUGAAAACAAUGUUUUGAGUAAUGUUUAAAACAAGAUACCGGUAGACA